Molecule: messenger RNA, 969 nt
Organism: Aspergillus puulaauensis
Lineage: Eukaryota; Fungi; Ascomycota; Eurotiomycetes; Eurotiales; Aspergillaceae
Exons: 1
Coding region: 1-969 (322 amino acids)
Source: RefSeq, a predicted model, not a curated record
AUGUCCGGCUACAACGACUACGACAACAACUCCCGCUCUGGCGGCUACGGCCAGUCCACCUCUGGCAGCUAUGACAACUCGAGCGGCCGUAACGAGUCAAGCUAUGGCGGUUCUUCCUCUGGCUUUGAUAACUCCAGCUCGACUGGCCGUAACGAUUCCAACUACGGUAGCAGCGGCCGCGAUAACUCGAGUUAUGGCAACUCCAGCCGCAACGAAUCCAGCCACGGCAGCUCUGGUUCUACCAGCCGUGACACAGACAGCUACGGCCAGUCCAAGGCCAGCAACUACGGGUCGAGUGGCCGUGACGAAUCGAGCUAUGGUGGUUCGACCUCCACCGGUCGUGACAACUCUAGCUAUGGAAACUCUGGGUCCAGCUAUGACAACAGCUCCAGUGGCCGUAAUGAGUCGUCAAACUACGGUGGCAGCGGUAGCAGUGACCGUGACAACUCGAGUUAUGGUAUCCCCAGCUCCACUGGCCGUGGCAGCGACAAUCUUGGGCAAUCCAAGGCCAGCAGCUACGGAUCUAGCGGUCGUGACAACUCCAGCUAUGGGAAGUCCGAGUAUGACAACAGUUCCAGCGACCGCAACGAAUCGAGCUAUGGUAGCAGCGGCCGUGACAACUCUAGUUACGGCAACUCUGGCUCCAGCUAUGACAACAGCUCUAGAGGUCGCAAUGAGUCGAGCUACGGUAGCUCCACGACCGGUGGAGAUUCCACCUCUUCCUAUGGCGGCUCCGGUCUGAGUAGCAGCCGUAACGAGUCCGGCCAUGGCUCCAAGUCUGGUGGCUAUGGAGGCUCUGACUCUACCUAUGGUAACUCCAGCAGUGGACGCGGCGAGUCCAACUAUGGCUCCAAGUCCGGCGGUUAUGGGGGCUCUGACUCCAGCUCCGGCAACACCAGCUCUGGUGGCUAUGGCAACUCUGGAUCUGGCGGACGCGGGGAGUCGAACUAUGGCCGCGACAACUACUGA